This is a messenger RNA of Symbiodinium sp. CCMP2592, 942 nucleotides long. Lineage: Eukaryota; Dinophyceae; Suessiales; Symbiodiniaceae. The record is from the annotation of a GenBank genome assembly.
AUGGGCAUCGGAGUGCCAUGGCGGCGGCGACACGUAGCAAGCUCCGGCAUCGCGCUGGCCGCCGUCUCCUGGGCAGCAGUCUUCGUGGUGCCCUUGCAAGACAGGUGGAAGGCCUUGCCGAAAGGAUUGGUGCAGCGACAUGGGAUUCAACACCGAAGUCCAGGCGAGUCCUUCCCCACCCGUACCCGGUUGGCCUUCGAUGGCCUGGACGAUCUCGAGGAAGAGGAAGAAGAGCCGCUCAAUGAGACCGGAACGGUUCCGAAGGAUCGAGCAUUGAUACCUCGACCAGUCGGCAGCGGCUUUCAAAGUCUCGAAGACCUCUAUGACAAGCACAGGGGUACCAAAGAGGUCCCGGAGCUUGAGGAGGAGGAGCUUGAGGAGUUGCACGUCCUGCUGAAAGAUGAGAUCCAAAGGUGUCCAUCGAUCUCGUCUGUUGCCUGGGCAGCCAAAGCGCUGGAGGAGUUGGAGCUCGAGGAUGACGACGUCUUCGAGGUGAUUGCAGAAAAGGUGACGGAUCAGGUGGACGAGCUCAGCCCACAGGAGACUCUGGACAUAGUGCUGAGCUUCGGGGCCAUCUAUUACAACGAUGACGAGUUGUUGGAGACCCUCGUGGGUGCUGUUCGGAGGCAGAUGAAAUUCUUCACCAAUGCUGAGGUCGUCCGCCUAGCAAAUGCCAUGUCGCGCCUCGGUGGGCUGGAUGACACGAAGCACGUAGGCAUGUUCUUUGAGAUGCGGAAGCGCGUCAACAUGCCCUUGAUAGACAAGGCCAUCAGGCCAUCCGAUCUCUUUAUGCCUCGUGCUGCCGGCUGUGAAGGUAACUUCAACAGAAGCACCUGCCAUGCUGUAUCGCCCCUGGUUGGCCCCAGAAAGUCACGUACUCCCCCCUCCAUGAUACAGUCGGGCUGUCGCAAUGGGCGCAGCUUGCAUCGCGAGACACCUUGA